Penicillium maclennaniae is the source of this 2298-nucleotide messenger RNA. RefSeq lists its product as uncharacterized. The transcript has a single exon. Bases 1 to 2298 code for a protein of 765 amino acids. Lineage: Eukaryota; Fungi; Ascomycota; Eurotiomycetes; Eurotiales; Aspergillaceae. The record is from RefSeq and is a predicted model, not a curated record.
AUGUCGAACCAACCACCCCCUGCAUUUGGUGGCCAUCCCAACUAUGCAUCGCAGUGGCCUCCCUCAUUUCCUCCCUUCGUCCCUCCAACCUACCCACCCAGUUCCGGUUAUGCCUCAGCUGCACAACCGGCUCCCGCAAAUCCUGGACAGAAUUAUGACCCUAACGCCCCACCCUUCAAUGGCAAUUCGCAACUCCCUGGCCCGCCUCCAGGGUUCUUCCUCCAUCCUCAUUUCCCAUUAAUGGGCCAUUUCGAUUCAACUCAAGUUCCAUCAACUGCCUUUCCUUCCAUCCCUAUGUCUAACUUUGGGUAUCCAAUGAUGCCAUUCGCGCCUCAAGGGUCUUCCAAUCACGCCCCGGGUUCAUUCAACGACCUUGGAAAUGGCCUCGCCCAAAGGUCUGAAUCUCGAUCGCAUCCACGCCAGGCGUCGAACACUGGGGAUUCGAAUCGAGAGGAGGGUGAGGUCAGCGAAGGUGGACGGUCAUCCCGGACCAAGAAGAAUCCAAAAUCGGGCAAAAGGGCUGGUUUAAACGUACCUACCUCUCGAAAUUCCGACUUAGAAGAGGGUGAAACUGUAUCAACAAGGACACGCUCAUGCAGUCGGAGUAGUUCACCGUAUAAUCCACCUCUAUCAGUUUCGGCAGACCCAGCUGUGGUUCAUCGUGCAAUCGAGAUGCAGAAGCGAGAUGGAACGGCAGCAGCCUCUGAGGACGCAACUUCUUCAAAAUCUGCAGCGCAGCUUCGAAUUCAAGCACAGGGCGCGUUACUCAGUCUGGCACCUCACAAUAUCCGUUACCACGAACUGGUUGCGGAGGGUAUCGACCCAGCCAUCUUGAAACGACUCUACGAAGAAGUCGGUAUCAAGAUUACGACGCCUCGAGGCGAGAAAUCGAACCCCACUGCCAAUGCAUCUGCCAAUUCUCUUACAGCAUCCAUCGCUAGCCCCAGAUCCGUGGGAGUAGCGACUUCGGAAAAGAACAAAAAGCAGACUCCUAUUUCUGUCCAAAGCGUUGCAUCUCCUGCUUCCCAGUCUGAGGAUGGCAAACCUAUUGAAAGGAAGGAGCUUAUUGCCAGGAUGCUUGCCGCUAAAGCUGCCAAGGUAUCAGAAGCCAACUUAGAACAGACACCAACCCAAACGACCGCGAGUGUGGCAAGUUCUUCUUCCAAUGGAAACUCUAGCAAGGAGAUUGCGGUUCCGGUACGAGAGCGGAAUAAGGCACAGACGGAGCUGGCAAGACAACGGAUCGAAGAGCUGAAGAAGCAAGCAUUGCUGAAGAGGCAGCAGCAAGCUGAGCAGCAGGCUCAGCAGAAAGCUCAGCUGACUCGGCCUAGCAAGUCUGUUCGGGACGUUCAACUUGCCGCUCCGUCAGAGACCACUGCGCCCGCCGUUCAACAUCCAUUGCCUGUCCGCCCACCUGUCCCCCAGUCCACCGAUUCCGCUAGUAUCCCGGGUCUCUUCAUGACUGGGUCGCAGCAGGAUUCUGACAUGCAGAACCCCGUCGAACCCACUCAGACGAUUGUUGUGGAUUCGACGCCAUUGAGCCGAGCAACUCAACGCAAACGCCCUCGCGCUGCUGACUUCGACGAACCCGCUGCGAUCCCGAAGAGACACUCGAGUCAAGCAGUGGGUCAUCAUGUGCCUGCGGAGAAAUUAAUCAUUGAUAUCAGUGAGGACGAAUCUCUAUAUGGGCAUGAUGAAGAGGAGAACAUGGAUGUUGACUCUGGUCCGGAUCAAGAAGCGUCCCACAUGGUCACUCUCGAAACCGCUAGGCCACUUCUCCAGAAAUAUCCGUCUACCAGAGCUUCUACGUCGACUCCGCAAGCAUCGCAUUGGUCCGGAGAUCAAGAGCACAUCCGAAAGCGGGAAUCAGAGAUUGAGGCCAUGCACCGCAAGAUAGCAGAGCUUGAGCAGAAACGAAAGGCAAAGCUUGCCGCUAGUCGCACUGAUUCUCCGCUCCUCCUGGAUGAUUCCGGUGCAUCCUCGUCGGGUGCACAAUCAAGUGUGCCUGAGGCUGAACCUGAGGUUGAUGUUGCUGAAGCUUUCACUGGCCCGUCGUCCGGCCCAAUAUUGGAAGCUGGUACAAACACUAGCAUGAGCAUCGGUAGCGUUGCUGAUCGGACAAAUCCAAGUGAUUCUUCUACCGAAGAAUCAAAUACUUCACGGCUGUCACAUACGGACGAGCCUCCUCGGCAAGCCGGACUUCAGCUCAAGGAACAGCAUCCAGCUGUCGAAGAAGGUAAUUUCAUUUCCCAUUCACAAUCGACCAAGAAGUGCACCGUUACUGACACUCUCGAUUAG